AUGCUACGAAAAAUUUACACUUUUACAACACUGAUUCCUUACGUGGUCAUUAUUUUGCUAAGUUCAUCAGAGGGGAGAAGAAAAGACGCCCAGCGGGAUCGAGCGAAACCUUAUUCCUUUCUUAGUCCAAAUGUAAUGCACAAACAUUACAUAAAAAUAUAUGAACAGAAUAAAAGGGAGAAUAAGAAAAAGAAGAAAAAAUUGGAAUUGUUUUUUUCAUACGACGAUAUAAGAAUAGGCCAAGGAUACGACAUUCAUAGGAUAUGCGUUUGUGAAGCGGAGGAUAGUGCUUCUACGUCUGCUUCUACGCCUGCAUCUACGUCUGCAUCUGCCUCUACUUCUGCCUGUACAUCUGGAUCUGCCUCUACAUCUGCCUGUACAUCUGCAUCUGCCUCUACUUCUGCAUCCAUUGAUGGUGACACAUUGGAACAUCAAAAUGAUGGCAUCGAUAAACAGAUUAUGAAAAGAUUAACUAUAGGAGGGGUCAAGGUGAAUAAUAUUUCCGUUCUUGCCCAUAGCGAUGGUGAUGUAAUUUUUCAUGCAUUAGUAGACGCUAUACUUGGAGGUCUGAAUUACUCAGACAUAGGAACUUUAUUUCCUGAUCGCUCAGAAAAAUACAAAAAUAAAAAUUCACUCUCUUUUUUAAGAUAUGCUAGAUUUAUUAUGCAUAAAAAGAAUUACACCAUUGGAAAUAUGGACAUCAUUGUCAUUGCUGAAAUUCCAAAGAUAAGUCUCAUUAGAAAUCAAAUUAUUAGAAACAUAUCUUCCACAUUGGCCAUUUCUGAGUCAAAAAUAUCUCUUAAAGGAAAAACGCAUGAAAAAUUAGGACCCAUAGGAGAGAAAAAGGCAAUCGAGUGCUUUGCAAAUAUUUUGUUAAUUCGAAAAAAAUAA
Molecule: messenger RNA, 891 nt
Organism: Plasmodium gonderi
Lineage: Eukaryota; Apicomplexa; Aconoidasida; Haemosporida; Plasmodiidae
Product: 2C-methyl-D-erythritol 2,4-cyclodiphosphate synthase
Exons: 2
Coding region: 1-891 (296 amino acids)
Biological process (GO): terpenoid biosynthetic process
Molecular function (GO): 2-C-methyl-D-erythritol 2,4-cyclodiphosphate synthase activity
Source: RefSeq, a predicted model, not a curated record